Molecule: messenger RNA, 1260 nt
Organism: Austrofundulus limnaeus
Lineage: Eukaryota; Metazoa; Chordata; Actinopteri; Cyprinodontiformes; Rivulidae
Product: semaphorin-5B
Biological process (GO): positive regulation of cell migration; semaphorin-plexin signaling pathway; neural crest cell migration
Cellular component (GO): plasma membrane
Molecular function (GO): semaphorin receptor binding; chemorepellent activity
Source: RefSeq, a predicted model, not a curated record
AAACUACCUUUUCAGAUUGGACUUACGUAACAUGUCUCUCAUACAGGCGACAGAGUGGGCACCGGACGAGGAAACCAGGAAGUCGUGUCAGAGCAAAGGCAAAACAGAGAUUGAAUGUCAGAACUACGUCAGAGUCCUGCUGGUGAACAAGACAGAAGUUAUGACCUGCGGCACAAAUGCUUUUCAGCCUCUAUGUAUUACCAGAGAGGUAGGCAACAUCAGUAAAGUGCUGGAGCGUGUGAAUGGGGUAGCACGCUGCCCGUACGACCCUCGUCACAACUCCACAGCCGUGGUGACAGAAAGUGGAGAGCUGUACGCCGCCACCGUCAUCGACUUCUCGGGCCGUGACCCGGUCAUAUACAGGAGCCUCGGAGGCAUGCCCCCCCUGCGCACCGCCCAGUAUAACUCAAAAUGGCUCAACGAGCCCCACUUCAUCUCAGCCUACGACGUCGGUCUCUUCACCUUCUUCUUCCUGCGAGAGAACGCCGUGGAGCACGACUGUGGCAAGACGGUGUACUCGCGCGUGGCCCGGGUCUGUAAGAACGACAUCGGCGGGCGCUUUCUGCUGGAGGACACCUGGACAACGUUCAUGAAGGCGAGGCUGAACUGCUCCCGUUCCGGAGAGAUCCCCUUCCACUACAACGAGCUGCAGAGCACCUUCUACCUGCCUGAGCAGGACCUCAUCUACGGCAUCUUCACAACCAAUGUCAACAGCAUCGCAGCAUCUGCAGUUUGUGCGUUCAACCUGAGCGCCAUCACCCAGGCCUUUAACGGACCCUUCCGCUCGCAGGAAAACCCCCGCUCCACCUGGCUCCCCACACCCAACCCCAUCCACAACUUCCAGUGUGGAACAAUAGAUGACAAAGGUCCCAACGAGGGUUUGACAGAGCGCAGCCUUCAGGACGCACAGAGACUUUACCUGAUGAAUGAUGUGGUCCAACCAGAGUCUGUGGAUCCGCUGGUCAUGCAGGAUGAUGUUCGCUUCUCCAACCUUGUUGUGGACAUUGUUCAGGGAAUGAACACUCUUUAUCAUGUCAUGUACAUCAGCACAGAAUACGGGUCCAUCCUGAAAGCACUGGCAACACCUAAUAAGAAGCUGCAGGGCUGCUACCUGGAGGAAAUGGAGCUCUUCCCACCUGGUGUGAGAGAACCAAUCUUGAGCCUGCAGAUCCUGCACAGUGAAAGGUCGCUGUUUGUUGGUCUCAACAACAAGGUCUUAAAGAUCCCACUGGAGAGGUGUUCUACUUACAAAACUGAGAU